This is a messenger RNA of Tachysurus vachellii, 2385 nucleotides long. RefSeq names its product actin related protein 5 (gene actr5). Gene Ontology annotation, biological process: regulation of DNA-templated transcription. The transcript has 9 exons. The coding region runs from base 37 to 1869 and encodes 610 amino acids. Gene Ontology annotation, cellular component: Ino80 complex; cytoplasm. The record is from RefSeq and is a predicted model, not a curated record. Lineage: Eukaryota; Metazoa; Chordata; Actinopteri; Siluriformes; Bagridae.
GAUCCGGACCUAUUUUGAAGUGACACCCAUUUGAAAAUGACGUCCGCCACAGGUCCUCCGUGCAAAAUAUUUACGUUUCACGACGCUAAGUGUUCCCCUGACCCCGUGUUCGAAGUCAAACCCGAAUGUUUACACCCUUCUCCCGUUCCGAUAGUAGUGGAUAAUGGAUCUUUCCAAACGCGAGCCGGUUGGGCUUGUAAAGGAGAAGAAUAUUCUCUUCCGGUGCUGCUGUUUAAAUCGGUAGCGGCGAGAAGCAGAGGAGCCGCACGCAGUGAAACGCAGGUCGGCAACGACAUCCCGAAUCUGGAGCCGCUCCGGUGGCUGCUUAAGAGUCAGUUCGACCGCAAUGUUGUUGUUAAUUUUGAGAUCCAAGAGCUUAUGUUGGACUACAUCUUUCUACACCUCGGGAUUGGAACGGAGGGUCAUGUGGACCAUCCCCUGGUCUUUACUGAGGCUCCUUGCAACCCGCUUCACUGCCGGCAGAUGAUGUCUGAACUGCUGUUUGAGUGUUAUGGAGUACCUCGAGUGGCGUAUGGUGUUGACAGCCUCUUCAGUUUGUACUACAGCAGCACACAAUUCAAUAAACCACACACUGGCUUGGUGUUGUCUUCAGGAUAUCACUGUUCUCACAUAUUGCCUAUCAUCAAUGGCAGAUUGGACGCUGUUAACUGUAAGAGAAUAAAUGUUGGAGGAAGUCAUGCUGCAGCGUAUAUGCAGAGACUUCUUCAGCUGAAAUAUCCUGCUCAUCAGGCUGCCAUCACACCCAGCCGUAUGGAGGAGCUGAUGCAUCAACACUGCUAUGUUGCCGUGGAUUAUGAGCAGGAGUUGGAGAAGUGGCGUAGUGCUGAGUUUUACGAGGCUGAGGUUCACCGCAUGCAGCUGCCAUUCUCGGGGAAGGUAGCAGGGAUGUAUGCUAGUGUGGAGGAGAGGCAGGAGAAACGAGUGCAGCAGCUUCGCCGGCUUGAGGAGCUGAGUAAUCGGCACAGAGAAGAGAGACUGCAGCAAGAUCAGAAAAGACUGCAUACGUUGCUUACUGUGCAGGAGCUCCUGGAGGAGGGAGCAGUGGAGCAAUUUCACAGACGACUGAUGGAGCUGAACAUGGACUCAGCUGAGGAAUUACAAUCAUACAUUAACAAACUCAGUCUGAGUGUGGAGCAGCACAGACUAGCUCGAGCAGAGAUUACAGAGUUGGAGCAGUUGGAGCAGCCUGUGGAUGAAGGUGACAUGGAUGUUGAUGUAAAUAAAGAGAGCUCUGAAGCAGAAAAAGCUGAUCAUUUCCAGCCAGUGUUUAACAUGGCAGAGUACCACCAGCUGUUUGUGGGAACUGAGAGACUGCGGGUUCCAGAGGUUCUGUUUCGUCCUUAUCUGAUUGGUGAGGAGCAGAUGGGCCUCACUGAGGCGCUACAGUUUGUACUAGAACAGUACACUCCACAACUGCAGGCAACGUUAGCUGAAAAUGUUUAUCUGACUGGAGGAAACCUCCUUUAUCCUGGAGUUAAAGAGAGAGUUGAGAGAGAACUGCUUGCUAUGAGGCCUUUCCAGUCACACUUUAAGGUCUCAUUGGCAUCUCAGCCAUCUCUGGAUGCCUGGUUUGGGGCACGUGAAUGGGCUUUAAAAAAUGAGUCUGAAUCUCAUGGCUGGAUCACCCGACAGGACUAUGAAGAGAAAGGAGGAGAGUACCUGAGUGAGCACUGCACAUCUAACAUCUUCAUCCCCAUGUGCAUCAGCAAACCAGCAGCACGCAGCAAUGAACUGUCAUUUUCAGCAACAGAAUAUGCUCAGGAUGUUUGCACUUCAACAAUAAGCUUGAACACUGAUGUGGCCUGUGAACCAAACCGCGGAACGUCAGGGAUUAAAGUGUCCCAAUAGAUACAGUGUCCCCUCAUGUUCUCCAGUGUUCCUUGAUUUGAUGAUGAAUUAAUGGAUGAGUUUACAGUUGUAUUUCAGCAUAUAUACACACAAUUCAGACAAUACAAGCUAUAGAUAAGAAUAAUGGUAAUUGGGAUUUCUUUGAACAGAUCCAUUCUAUUCUUCUUCUUCGUUGUCUGUAUAUUCAGAAACCCUCUCAAAUAGGGCCACAUGGACAGCGAGUGUAUUAAGCUGGACUAUGUCUUCUGAAGCACUGGGUAUUGAGAUGGUGUAGUUUUAUAACAAUAUACAAAACAUUAAUUUUUUUUUUAAUGCUGCUUGUUUCUACAAGGCCCCCUGGGCAUAUAAUCUAAUCAUUCAAAUGAUCAAAUUCUUAGAUUUCCUGGGGAAAAUAAAAUUAUUGCUCACAUACAUACAUGUUGAAAAUAGAUCAUUUUUUCAUGUUUCAUUAUAUGAUAUAGAAUUUUGUAGUUUUGUAAAUUACAUUUUUUUUUAUUUAAUAUGUAGUAACUUUUU